Ceraceosorus guamensis is the source of this 1030-nucleotide messenger RNA. RefSeq lists its product as hypothetical. Lineage: Eukaryota; Fungi; Basidiomycota; Exobasidiomycetes; Ceraceosorales; Ceraceosoraceae. The transcript has a single exon. The record is from RefSeq and is a predicted model, not a curated record. The coding region runs from base 344 to 934 and encodes 196 amino acids.
CCAUCGACCAAGAUGAGCGGUCGAUGUUCCCUCUUUGGCGCGCAUCUCGAUUCGUGAGCAUCCUCUUGAUUGGCACCGUCAAUCUCAACCUCACACCAUCCUUGGCGCGGUCAGCGCAUCAAGACGCAUGCUUGGCACCAUUCGAGCUCUCUCCAGCCUGAUCAUUUGUCGGUGCCCUGGCUUGGCUUGACGCAGCCCUCCGCUGCUUCACUCCCCCUCUGGUGGUCAUUUGCAAAGCGCGGCUUAGCGCUGCCGGCAGAGCUCUUGACUCUCCUCUUUCCCAUUGCGAGCUGGGGUGGCGCACGACGAGACAAGUCUGGAGAAACGCAAGGCAGUGAAGACGAUGGUUCAGGCUACGCUGGCCGAGGCGAAGGGUGCACCAAAAGCAGUCGGCGAUGGGUCGAUGGAGGCAAAGCCGGCCAGCUCGAUGGAGAUUCAAGCAGCCAUGCAGCAGCUCUCUCAGAUAUCUGCGCUGCUGUCCUCGCCAGGAGCCUUGGAAGCCGCCGCAGCUGCCAAUGGAGCUCCUCCUCCCCCGCCAUCUGAUCGACCUACGCGCGGAUUGAUGCACGCCUUGCCCUCCCUCUUGGCGCCACUCGCUGCUCUACCUCCAGCAGACGCUCAGAGCAUCGCAGUCCCCAUGCCGAUGGGCGUACCUAUGGUGGGGGCACCAAAUGACUUUCCACCCGUGAUUCGACUACCAGCAAGACAAGCGGCCCUGCUCGCUCGCAGAGCAGAAUUCAAUCCCACCGAUGCCCUGGGCAGGGCAGCGGAAAUGACUCGCAUCGCUUCGACACCCGAAGCUCAGGCCGCUUUUGAAUUGGUAGAGCGGCUGGACAAACAGCGCACAAAAGAGCAGAAAAUCAAGGAUAUCUUGGACGGACGGAAGAGGAGAGCCGAGCUCAAGAGGAAACAGGUCGAGGAGAGACCAUCAUGAAUGGCGAUGCUCCUCGCUUCCAUGACGAUGGCCCUUUGCUAGCUGUGCAAGUUCACCCUUGCAUCUCGAUUGCUCAGCUCCGUCGCUGCAACGUUU